CGGAACCCAGGGAGGCCCCCAGAGGCAUGAAGCAUAUGAACGCCUGGCCUGAGGGGAGAGCUGAGGCGCAAAGCAGGAUCUUAGCAGCAGCUGCCUCUGAUGUAUGGACCUGACCGCUUUUUGCCCCCAGGCAGAAGGAAUUUGAUCAGUGAGUAGUUUAAGGAUGAGACUGCCCAGUUCAGCAUGUCGGGGCAACUAAUUUGGGGCCUCCCACUUCCAGUCCCACUUCCUAAUUGUCAUCAAAGCCUGUGAACUGAGGCCCCUGGGGACUGCUGGAACCAGCAACACCAAAGCUUCCGGUUGUAGCUGCAGGUCUGUUGGCUGAGCUAGUGAAUUUACAGGUGGGGGACAUGCAGCGUUUAGCUGCAACUUGACUGUGGACCCCGAGAGCUGGAAAAGGAAUCAGAGGCACGGAGCCUGGGGGGGCAGAACCUGACAGGCAGAGAGAGAGCACCCUGCUAGCUGGCCUGUGGUUUUAGUGAUUUGAUAAUAACAUGCAUGUUAUUUUUAUAAUGAUGAUUCUAGGGCGGUUCCCUGGACUCACUGGGACCGGAACUGUCUCACAGCUGCCAGCGUUCCCCACCACCAUGGGAACCCCCAUGCUGAAGAUGAAAAGCCAAACUGACCAGCCUCUGCAACCCCAAGCAUCACCAUGUGAGGACAGCGUGGUGUGGUGCCGCGGGGACCCCACGCAGUGCCUCGAGGGGCAGCCACGUGCAGGGGGCAGAGGUGGGGGGGAGCAAGCAGAUGCCGCCAGCAUGCCUGGGAGCCACAGGGAGCAAGCGGGCUGGGCAGUGAUGGGAAUGAACGUGAACUCCAGUCCCGCCCCAUGAAGUCCUCCAGCCCCUCCUCUCAAUUCAGGGCACCAGGUGGUAACUGCAGGGUGCAGAGGAGUCAGGGACUCUUCCCUCAUCCCAAGAGCAGCACCUUGGGCCUCCAUCCCACGGAACAGCCAAGGGUGGGUUGGUGGUCUAGAGACCUCCGAAGAUCUAGUGGGGAAGGAUGGGUAGCAGGGGGGUCUACUCUCUUAAGGGGAAGGGAUUUUCCCUCCCCUUUGCCAAGGUCCCAGCUCCGGACGUGGGUGGCAGUGGCAGAUUCACCCCCAGCCUGAGGCCUGGUCUUUCCUGUCCUAAGAGGCCCUCCAGAUCCAUCUGUUUGAGCAACCUCUGUCCCCAGGGACCUUCAAGGGCUGGCAGGUGUGUCCAGCCCCUCUAGCCUGUGUCCAGGGACCGCAACCUUUUUCUGCAAUGGGCCAGAUACUAUUUAGAUUUGGGAAGGCAGUGUGGUCUCUGCUGCAGUGACUCACCUCAGCCAGUGUGGCGUGAAGGGGCACAGACCACAGAAAAAUGGGUGAGUGUGGUGUUCCUGUUGUUCCUGCCACGCUGGGUUGACACAGCCAGGCGGGGGAUCAGGUGUGGCCCGGCCAUCGUCUGCCAACCCUUGCCCUGAUCCUAAGAACCUGCCUGUCCCACAGCUUGGGAGCACAGACCGCUGUCAGGGUAUCUGCUGGGCACUGUGCAGAAGCUGCCUCACUUUCUCAGGGUCAGACCUGACAAGGCCACAGGGUGAUGACAUCCACAUUCCCGAAGCCUGAGUUCCCAGGGUGACAGUGCCCCCAGCCUCCGAGGGGCACUAGCACCCCAACCUGCUGGCCCAUUGGGCCCCUCCAGGAACUCAGGGACUUAACGCCCCUCCAAGAACCUCUGCCCCCGGACGGGGGCUUUUCUGCCAGUGAUUCCUGGUGCUUGAGAAGAAUGAGGAGGGCACAGGUGGAAAAUGUAUGAAUCGGUUAUGAAGGCAAUGGAGGAGGGGAGGUUGAGGCCGGUCAGUUGUGUUGGGGGCAUGUUAGCACACAGUAGGAGGGGAGCACCACUAGUCUAAGAAAUCAGUGUCCUUACCAAAAGGAUUUGCAAGAAUAUGUGUGGCUCAGGACCUAAGGAACUUGCUACAGGGAAGUGAGGUCAGAGGUCAGCUCAAUCCUGAAAUAUAAAUGCAGCAAACCUGGUCAUGCCAAGAGGCAGCAUCCUUAGCACCUGAGGACCCAGGGCUCCUGCUAGGGUCUUCCUCCUGGCUGUGCUUACACUGCCGCCCCCAACCACCCAGGGAGAAGCACUUUCCUGCUCAGGGUCGAGAGAGCUGAUGCCAGCACCGGGCAGGGAGACAGGGCCUGUCACCGGCAGAGCAGCUCUGAGGCUAGAGGGCCGCCUGCUGGCUGGCCUGGCAUGCAGUCAUGAAAGGGCGGUUGAGUUCUGAUUCGGAAAUCAUAAACCUCCUCUUCCGCUCGGACCCUAGACUGCUUGCUUCUGCUGACGAGUAGGGGGUGAUUCCCAUGAGCUGCUCUGGGUUGCCAGGCUGGGAAAAUGGCACAACCACCACCUAGACUUCUGCCUUAAAUAAAGGAGUCCAGGCCACGCUGCAGAAGGGCAGCGAUGUGAGUACCAGAAGCCUUCUGGGCCUGGUGCACGUGACUGUGCCUCUGCUGAGGCGCCCCCAUCUUCCCCACUGCGCCCAGCGCACCCCUUCCCACCCAGCGCCCAGCGGCUGAGCAGGGGGUGUCCAGAUGGGAAGGGGGAGCCCAAUUCCAACAACGGGAAGCCACAGGCGCACCGCCCGGAGCUACAAGGCGCUGCUGCAGGUGCCAGCCUGGGAGGCCACAGAAUGAUGAACACCAGGAAUCUGCUGUGUCCCGGAGAAACUGAGAAGUCGGCUCUGCUGGGGACUCCAUGUCGUUCCCUUAAAUCCUACAAUGAGACAGCCAGAGAGAAAGCAGUCCCGCACCUAGCCCACGCCUGUCUCCAGAUGCCCGUCCCUCCCGGCAUCUGCAGCACUCUGCCUGCCCUGGCCCUGCCCAGCGGGUCCCGGCUGCUGAGCUCAGAGGCGACAGCUCUGGCAGAGCACAGCGCAUCUCGGGACACACACCGCGUCUGCCUGGGCUUGGGGAGGUUAUCAGGCAAUGCCUUAGGCCAGCCCAGGGCAGAGCUGCUGGCUUCUUAUCAACCUCCGCUAACUAAAGGACCAGUGAGGGAGGCACAGAGAGAUCCUCAGCUGCUGUUCUGGAAGCGCUGCCCUCUGUCCCCAACAUCCUGUCCAAUAGCCCAAAAAGCCAGGCCCCUCCCCUCUAGCUUCAGCCCUCAUGCUACCAGAUAAGCUGAUGUGGACCGAUGGGCAGGCGGGGGGCUCUCAGGGCGAAAGGAAGAAGGUUCUAGAUUCGAAUUCAAAACCCAAACAUUUGGUUGGUUGUGGUGGUUCACUUGAGGCCAGGAGUUCGAGACCAGCCUGGGCAACAUGGUGAAACCCUGUCUCUACAAAAAUACAAAA
Messenger RNA from Sapajus apella (tufted capuchin), 3318 nucleotides. RefSeq lists its product as uncharacterized. Bases 2659 to 3147 code for a protein of 162 amino acids. The record is from RefSeq and is a predicted model, not a curated record. The transcript is spliced from 3 exons. Lineage: Eukaryota; Metazoa; Chordata; Mammalia; Primates; Cebidae.